This is a messenger RNA of Rhizoctonia solani, 1089 nucleotides long. Its product is annotated as polygalacturonase. Gene Ontology annotation, molecular function: polygalacturonase activity. Gene Ontology annotation, cellular component: extracellular region. The transcript is spliced from 7 exons. NCBI's taxonomy places the organism in Eukaryota, Fungi, Basidiomycota, Agaricomycetes, Cantharellales, Ceratobasidiaceae. The record is from RefSeq and is a predicted model, not a curated record. The coding region runs from base 1 to 1089 and encodes 362 amino acids. Gene Ontology annotation, biological process: pectin catabolic process.
AUGCGUUACUCCCUUGCUCUUUUCACUCUCCCCGUCGCUUUGGUAGCUGCCACUCCCGCAGGAAAGCGAUGCACUGGCACAAUCUCAUCUCUCGAUGAUGUCGCCGCUGCCGAGAAAUGCACAACGGUAAACAUCAAUGCCUUCACCGUCCCAGCUGGAAAGACCUUUGCUAUCUCUGCUCUUGACGGUGCGACCAUCAACCUUGUCGGAGACGUCAAGUUUGGUGUCGCCAACUGGGCCGGUCCUCUUUUCUCUGUCACCGGAAACAACCUAAUCUUUAACGGAAAUGGACACACCUUCGACGGCCAAGGCGCCUCUUACUGGGACGGCCAAGGCGGAAACGGGGGUGUAACCAAACCUCACCCGAUGAUGAAGAUUAAGAUGUCGGGCACCUACUCGAACGUCAAGGUGCUCAACUCGCCCGCGCAUGUAUACAGCGUCAGCAACCCUGCCAAGCUGGUCAUGUCCAAGCUCACAAUCGACAACUCUGCCGGUGACAAACCCAACAGCAAGUCAGGCGGCAAGGCUGCUGGUCACAACACCGAUGGCUUCGACGUCUCGACCAAUGACCUUACCAUUGAAAAUAGCACUAUCUACAACCAAGACGAUUGCAUUGCCAUCAACAAGGGCUCCAACAUCAUUUUCCAGGGAAACACUUGUUCUGGCGGCCACGGCAUCUCCAUCGGAUCGGUCUCGACUGAUGCUACUGUCAAAGACAUCCAGAUCCUGAACAACAAUGUUGUCGACAGCGAUCAGGCUCUCCGCAUCAAGACCAAGUCCGAUGCGACCAACGCCUCUGUGGCCACCGUUACAUACAAGGGCAACACCGCAACUGGUAUCAAACGGUUCGGUGUUAUUGUUGAUCAAAGCUACCCCUCUACUCUUGGUACCCCCGGAAACAAUGUCGUGAUUUCCGGUAUCACAUUCGGCGCCGGCAACAACAUCGCUGUCACCUCUGGCGCUCAGCGUGUUGCCGUUGACUGCGGUUCUAAGUGCACUGGUACCUGGGACUGGUCAGGCCUAAAGGUCACUGGCGGCACGGCUGGCAAGAUCGAUAACUACAAGAACAUCAAGGCUGGAAGCUACUAA